UUCACCCCUUUUUUGUCGGCAUAAAUGGUACUUUCCAGGAAGUCCUGUACAAUGUGUGAUCCAGAGGUUUUGUCGUGUCUUUGUGAAAAAAAAAAAAUACGAUAAGUAAACGACGUAUUUGUUUUUAAAAGACGACCGAACACUUUUUGAUACAUGGCAGCUUCUUAAAAGAAAUCACAAAUAGUUUAGAGCUCGGCAGCAGCUGAAUAACGGCACCUCUUCUGCUGGAGAGAUAUCAUGCCAGACUGCUUCAGUCUGUGUGCGGUCCUACUGGGUCUCCUCAUUUUAACAUUAGCAGGUUGUAUUUUUUAUUCAGGACUCUUAGCGGAGAUCACUGUGCAAACUUGCUGCCCUACCUUAAAAAAGCUAACUUUCGCCUAUAAAUUCAAAGAAGGAACAUACAAAGACAGCGGGGAACUUUUUAAAGAGGCUCGCUGUGUUGGACUUGGACUCCCAUGUCUUGGAGUGUUUUAUGACGACCCUAAUGAGAUAUCUUCUCCACUCUGCCGAUAUGCAGUUGGCUGCAUUUUGAGCGAGGGAGAAAGCAAAGUUGAUGAGGAACUUCUAAAACACUUCAAGGCAUCAGGGUUUAAUGUCUUCUCCUUCCCCCAAGUCACCCACGUGAUCUCUACCUCAUUCCCUCACAGAGCGCAUUUUUCCACGUACUUCAGAGCAAGAAGAGUCUACCCACAGCUUGAGCACUACAUCAAGGAAAGAAGGCUGUGUGCUCACCCGUUCCUCGAGCUCUACAGAGAUGGUCAGAUCCAGUUCAUCGUCCCCCUGGCUCGGCAGGGGGAUUUUUAUGUGCCUGAGGUACGACAGGCAGAAAGGAGGCUGUCAGAACAAGAGGAAUCUCACAGUGAUACAGACAUCUCAGGUGCAGACUCCAACAGCGAAUACAGUUCAGGGAGUGGCAUUCUGCUGUCAGACAGCAGAGAGAUGUCAUCGGUGGCAUCCUCCAUCCUCUCUGUGCCUGUUCGAGAUCAAGGGAGUGGAGACAGGAAAAGGAGAAGCUCCGGGGGAGCCCAGUUUAAAGAACCGAACUGGGAGUGGACUGGUGGAGACUGGGAAAGGAGAGGAGAGUCCAAAAAAGAGAGCCUGGAGGUCUUCACGGAGGAGUUGUGGGGUGUUGUUGGCGAGGAGGAAUAAUGAUUUAGUGAGACAUGAGCUGAGGAUAACAUCUCUUAUGAAAAGAGCAACAAUGUUAUGAAAAUUAUCAGCAGCAUUUUAAUUAAAAAGUUUUAUAUUUACAAAAAGGUAAAAAUCCACUGGUCUUAGUAGAGUUUUUAUCACUGAAGAGUGUUUUUGGUUGUGCCUCAAUUCAAUACACAGCUGGUGCUAAACUGUGCAGAUGAAUGGCAGGAAAGUAAUACAUGUGGGUUCACAAAGUAACACGAAUCCAAAGCUUUUGGGAUUUUGUUUUUGAUAGCUAUGGAAAUAGCUAUUAGGUUCUGUCACACUUUGGAUUAGGGUCCUUGUUUUCAAAGUAGGGUUUUUGCUCUUAAUCCUUUCACAUUCUUUGUUGUUAAAAAAUGUAAAUAGCAGAAUUAUUAUUUUCCUUUUAAUAUUAAAAAGUAUUGGAAAAUGUGUUCUGGCAUUGGAACCCCAUUUACUUGAAAAAAGCAGGUACCUGAGGCUCGUAAAAGAUUUCACUCAAAAUAAAUAUGAUGGCAGCUUUUUGAACAUUUUUCUUUAUUUUGCGCCAUAGAAGCUAAAUAGGAAUGAACUGAUUUCACAAUGAGUUUCAAAAAUGUUAUUUCUACCAGCCAGGUUUGUAGGCAGUGUUUUUCCUAGGGCAAGCUUUAAUAAUUCCUAAACAUAAAAACAUGGUUUAAAUUCAGGUUUCUGCAUUGGCAGUCAUUUUUUUAGCUUAAGCUUCUAGAUUUUCAAAUUUUUUAACUAAAGUGUCUGUCACUAGUUUCCUUCAUCAAAAAAUUAAUGAUCUCAAAUCAACAGAUUUAUGUAUUUAGAGACAAUUUCAAACUCUCAAUGCUUAUUAGUUUAAAAAUAAUGCUGUCAUUUCUUUUAGUUAAUUCUCUCUUUUAGACCUUUGUACCUGAGUGCAUUUGCACUGUAGUCUGGCUUUUUAUUUUACUUUUGGAUGAACGACUUCUUUCUUGCUGAGUGGCCUUUCAGCCCAUUUUGGCUGGUUCGCACCAAAACAUGUUUGAGCCUAGGACACACAACCUGUCUCCUUCCUAAAUGGUGUGAUACCUCAACAAUCUCAUGGUAUUUAUACUUGGAUAUAAUUGUUCGACUAGAUGAACAUUGCACCUUCAUGGCAACUGAGGGUGCCAUCUUGUGAUGUCAGACAAGGAAGAGGUGUUCCCUUAAAAUGCAUCCACAGCUGUCUCCAUUUACCUCAAUUGUUGUCAAUUAGCCUAUUAGACGUUUACAAAGCCAUUACAAAGUAAUGAAAAUUACUUAAAGAAUUCUCUGUGUGAACUGUUAAUACAAAAUGCACUCAAAAAAAGAAAACUUGAUAAUUUUCUUGUUUGAAAUUAUUGCCUUCUAAGCACCACCUCCACCAUGCUUUACUGUUGUCUGCAGAUACUGUCAAAAUAAGGUGAGAUCUUUCCAUGUAAUCAAUGCAACAAUUAUUAAAUGUUCACAGUUAAAUCAAUAAAAAGUAAAAUAAG
Molecule: messenger RNA, 2639 nt
Organism: Girardinichthys multiradiatus
Lineage: Eukaryota; Metazoa; Chordata; Actinopteri; Cyprinodontiformes; Goodeidae
Product: testis-expressed protein 264 homolog
Exons: 4
Coding region: 238-1149 (303 amino acids)
Biological process (GO): reticulophagy; protein-DNA covalent cross-linking repair
Cellular component (GO): nucleus; autophagosome membrane; replication fork
Source: RefSeq, a predicted model, not a curated record